AUGAUGUCUUAUCCUAUUGUUGCCUCACCUUGUUCUCAAACUCAAACCAUAAACAUGGCUAGUAUUUCAUCUUCAGCUCUUCCUUUCUUCACUCCUAAAACUUCAAAUCUCUACAACAAGUCUUGUUUUUCUAAAUCCAAUUUCUCUACUCUCACAUGUAAGGCAUCAUCAUCAUCAUCAAGUUUUUCAUCAUCCAUGUUGGAUUUUGACUUGUAUGAUCUUCUAGGAAUUGAUAGUUCGUGUGACCAGUCACAGAUCAAGACCGCGUAUCGAUCUCUUCAGAAACGAUGCCAUCCUGAUAUUGCAGGUCCUUCUGGUCAUGACAUGGCCAUCAUUCUUAAUGAUGCUUAUGCUAUUCUUUCAGAUCCAUUUGCACGCCUCGCAUAUGAUAAGGAGCAUGCAAAGAUCACAGAAUUCAAAGGCUUUACCGGAAGACCGACCUAUUCGGUAUGGUGUGGUUCAGAAAGUGAGCAGAGGGCUGUAUUUGUUGAUGAAAUAAAAUGUGUUGGAUGCCUAAAAUGUGCUUUGGUAGCUGAAAAGACUUUUGCUAUAGAGUCAGUUUAUGGAAGAGCUAGGGUUGUUUCUCAGUGGGCUGAUUCUGAACCUAAAAUUGAUGAGGCAAUACAAACUUGUCCUGUGAACUGCAUUUCAGUUGUUGAGAGAUCCAACCUUGCUGCUCUAGAGUUCUUGAUGUCGAAGCAGCCACGCGGCAACGUAAGAGUAGGUGCGAAUAAUACAGCAGGUGUUCGUGUCUCGAACAUAUUUGUAGAUGUGGAGAAGUUUCAGACUAGAUUCCAACAGACAAUGGAAAAAGCUUCCAAUUACUCUAAGGAAACAGAUCUUCAAAGAGAAUCAAGAAUGUCAGCAAUUCAAGCAAUAAGAUCAAUUUCCAAUUGGUUAUACUGGCAUCCACAUAGUGCAAGUGUUAACAAAAGCAUAACAAGAGUAGUGCAUAAACUACCUGAUCCAAAUCUUAAUAAGCUUCGAGAUGCAGCUGCAAAGAGAAAACUAAGAGAUUCAAACAAAGCCAACAAUCAAACUCCUUUAAACUCCAUUCAUCGCGAGGAAUAUUGGACUCCAUUGGCUGUCGAUCAAACUAGUACUAUUACUAGUAUUACUACUCCAACACCAUUUGAGAAGCCUUCGUUUGCGAAAGGAAAGAAACAAAGAAAGAAAGAUGAUCUUGAAAGAUAUGAGAAAGAAAAAAGUCCAAUUAGAUGGGGACUACCCAUUGUUACUUCAUUGAUUGGUAUGGCUGGAGUUAGAUUACAUGAAGUAAGAUCAACAGUUGGGUUGAAAGAGCAUUUUGGUGGUUCUCUUGCUUUGGAAAUUGUGAACAGUUCUUGGUUGCAAUAUGUUUUGGUAGCAGCUACAUGGUAUAUGAUUGGAGUGGUUGUUGUAGGAUUUGUGGCCAGUAUCGGAAAUAGAAUUAGAUAG
Lathyrus sativus (Indian pea) is the source of this 1437-nucleotide messenger RNA. The record is from the annotation of a GenBank genome assembly. NCBI's taxonomy places the organism in Eukaryota, Viridiplantae, Streptophyta, Magnoliopsida, Fabales, Fabaceae.